UCCAAACUUCAAGGAAAAGCUCUAAAAGUUACCCCCAGAGAGGAGGAAAGCGAUAAACAAUUAGGAAAAUGGGUCCAUAUCACCGCAGGACAUCUUGUCGCUCUUGCAUCUUACAGGUGGGCAUUAGACAGAGGGAUUAAUAUACCUCUGGACCUAUUUAAGCAGAUAGUACAAGAUUGCAUACAAUGUCAAUUAUUCGCCCAUCGGCCUGUACCGAAAAGGAUUACUGGAGAAUUGGCUAGAGGGGCCUUACCUGCUCAAAUUUGGCAAAUAGACUAUAUUGGACCAUUACCUGUCAGUCAAGGGUGUCAAUAUGCCUGCACUUGUGUGGACACCUACUCUGGGGUAUUAGUUGCUUGCCCCUAUAAACGGGCUACCCAGAAAAAUACUUGCAAGACUUUAGAUAUUAUUUCCCUUUAUUAUGGGACUCCCCUACAAAUACAGAGUGAUAAUGGUACACAUUUUAAAGGCAAAGACAUAGAUGAGUAUUGCAGAUAUAAUAAUAUAGAAUGGAUUUAUCACAUACCAUAUUAUCCCCAAGCUGCUGGUUUGAUAGAAAGGAUGAACGGAUUAUUAAAAGAAAAACUGAAGAAAUUGAGUGAGAACAAUGAUUUGAAAAGAUGGAAAGAAAAUCUGUUUGAGGCCCUAAAGCAAUUAAAUAACAGGCCUCUGACGAGUGAGGGUGGGACUCCUCUUUCAAGAAUGAUGACUACUAACUUACAGAUCAGGAGGAUUUCAUCUCCUUUGACUAUUCAAUGGUGGGCCCUACAUGAGAAUGCCAGACAGCCCUGGCAUGCCUCUUUAGGCUCCGCCGGGUAUGAUCUAUAUGUAACUCAUGAUGUCCACAUUCCCCCCUUGGGUCAACAACUGUGUUCCACAGGAGUGGGAGUUAAGCUCCCUGAAGGAUACUAUGGACAAUUGUCCUCCAGAUUUGGUUUAGCUCUAAAAAACCAAGUUCAUGUCUUGGGUGGAGUUAUAGACAGUGACUAUGGAGGUGAAAUUAAAGUUUGCUUACAUAACUCUCAUGAAAGCGAACCUUUUGAAUGUAAAACCGGUGAAAGAAUUUGUCAGCUGGUAAUAUUACCCUAUUUAAAUUGUUUGUGGCAAAAGGUCAAUGGAUCUCCUGACUCCACAGAAAGAGGAGAUCAGGGAUUCGGGAGUUCUAAUGAUGACAUUUCUUGGAUACCAGAAAAGACAAUUCCUGGUACUAAAGUUUCGGUCAAGAAACAUCAAUUUGAUAAACCAAGGCCAGCUGAGCUUAUAGCACAAGGGAAUACUAAUACUGCCAUUGUAGUGUACCCUGGUGAUGAUAAAUGGUAUCAUGUCCCACUAACCCAAAUGUUUUUGCGAAAUUAA
This is a messenger RNA of Trichosurus vulpecula (common brushtail), 1356 nucleotides long. RefSeq lists its product as uncharacterized. Lineage: Eukaryota; Metazoa; Chordata; Mammalia; Diprotodontia; Phalangeridae. Gene Ontology annotation, molecular function: dUTP diphosphatase activity; magnesium ion binding; nucleic acid binding. The record is from RefSeq and is a predicted model, not a curated record. The annotation marks the transcript as partial. Gene Ontology annotation, biological process: dUMP biosynthetic process; dUTP catabolic process; DNA integration. The transcript has a single exon.